Messenger RNA from Cotesia glomerata, 1245 nucleotides. RefSeq lists its product as uncharacterized. Lineage: Eukaryota; Metazoa; Arthropoda; Insecta; Hymenoptera; Braconidae. The transcript has 5 exons. The coding region runs from base 1 to 1245 and encodes 414 amino acids. The record is from RefSeq and is a predicted model, not a curated record.
AUGUCUUCAAAUCUGCAAGAAAAUAAUAAUAAUAUCUCAGACGAAAAACACGAAGAAAUAAUGGAAAUAGAGGCGAUAGAAGACACCUCUCGUGAUUAUAACAGUAAUGAUGAUUGUGAUGCUACAACAUCUAGUCAGGAGUUGCAAUCAAACUACUUUAAAAGUGUGGGAUUCGAUACUCGGAAUGUAAAUUUGAGUUAUAAAACUAUUCAACGACAGCGUAUAAUUCAUCGGAAAGAAAUUGCUAAAGGCUUAAAAGAAGACUUAAAAUUCAAUGACAAUUAUGUGGUCCAUUGGGAUGGUAAACUGCUAAGUGAUAUUGUUGGGACAGAAACAGUAGAUAGGCUUCCGGUGCUUUUAACAUCGUCUGGCAGUGAACAGCUAUUGGGUAUUCCAAAAAUUAAUUCAGGAUCUGGGAUUGAGCAAGCUUUAGCUGUAUACUCAACUAUGGAGCAAUGGGGUGUCAGUAAUUACAUAAAAGCGAUAUGCUUUGAUACUGCAGCAACCAAUACGGGAAUUCAUCAUGGCGCUGGCGUAGAGCUUGAGAAAAUUCUGAAACGAAAGCUUAUAUGGUUACCCUGUCGUCAUCAUGUAAUUGAACUUGUCAUAAAAGGCGUUUUUGAAGCUUACUGGCCAGUACAAUCAGGUCCGAACGUUCCAUUUUUUAAUCGAUUUAAAAUCGGUUGGAAUAAAAUCAACACAUCCAAAUAUAACGCUGGCAUCAACGAUAAGAUAGUGGCUAAUAUACUAUUAAACAAAAAAGAUGAACUAUUAAGUUUUAUCGAUAAUUAUUCGCAGAAAUUUCUUCCAAGAAAUGACUAUCGAGAAUUUUUGGAGUUAUCAUCUAUUUUCUUGGGAGCUACGCCAAAGGAUAAUUACACUUUUAAAUGUCCGGGAGCAAUGAGUCAUGCUCGUUGGAUGUCGAAGGCGAUUUAUUGUUUGAAAAUAUUUAUUUUUCGAACAGAGUUUAAGAUUACACCUAAAGAGUUAAAUAAUCUUCGUCAUAUUUGUAUUUUCAUAGUUACAACUUAUAUAAAAGCUUGGUUUACUUCAUCCUCGGCAAUUUUGGCUCCAAAUAAUGAUUUGACUUUGAUGCAACAAUUGAUAUUAUAUAACAAAAUAAACUCGACUGUAUCGCAAGCUGCUCUCAAGAAAAUGGUGAGACAUUUAUGGUAUUUGAGUGAUCAAUUAGCCAUAAUGUCUCUAUUUGAUGAUUCUAUUGACCUGACUGUGAAGAAAAAAUGA